Molecule: messenger RNA, 1406 nt
Organism: Klebsormidium nitens
Lineage: Eukaryota; Viridiplantae; Streptophyta; Klebsormidiophyceae; Klebsormidiales; Klebsormidiaceae
Source: the annotation of a GenBank genome assembly
AUGGGCUGCCAGGGGCCUGGCCCAGCAUGGUCCCGUGCUGCAGCGCUGCAGCAGCGAGGCAGUCGAGCAGCACGAGGCGGCCGUCCCUCGGGCCAUCGACCAAGGCAGCGUGGCAGCCACAAGGGGGGAAGAGGGACGUGGCCGCUAGUGGUGGCGCCCAAGGACAGCGCCCGAGGGGCAGAGCGACCGCCCACAGUCGCCCAAUGCCGCAAGGUGGUGCAAGCAGCAAGGCACGGCAAGGGCAGCCGGCCAACGUUGGAAACGACGAAACUGAGGAAUGCCUAUGAAAGAAAAGGGAGAAGCGCUCCUGCUGCCCCGGUCCCCCGUCCCCUCGCCAUGCCCGGCGCCCCCGUGCCCGCAGACCCCCCCCUCGCGACUCCCUGGCGGCGGUACCACGGGCCCGUGCAGAUCCCCUGGGAGUGCGGCUGCGGCUUCACCGCCGGCACCGAGCGGGCUUUCCUGCGGCACACCGCCGCAAGCGCCGGCACAGCCACCGCUCCAGCCACGCACCACGCCACAAUGCUGCCCCGCGGCUCGGCCCCAGCCUGUGCCGCUUCCGAUGCGGGCGCCUCGGCCUGCCCCGCCGCAGGCUGCCCUUGCUGCGCAGCGGAGGAGCAGCUGGACGGCCUAUGGACGGAGGAGGCAACGGCAGGGGGCUACUAUGCGCGCGUCAAUCCAGAGCUUAGGUCCGAGACUGUGGUGACCAACGGGGCUGAGCCAGUGCAAGCAGAUGCGGUGCGCGGGAGAAGCGGGCAGCCAGACGAGGCGCCGUCGCCAGAGGGGACGCAGGAGAAAGGGGUAGACGGCGCCAUCGACGACGUGCAGCGAGACAAGGGCAUCGGGGAGGGAGGGCCUCUAGCGAGCAGCUUCUUCCGGAGCCAGGCCAGGCAGGGGCCCAGCCAAUGGAGGCCGGCGCUGCGCAUGAUGAGCGUCGGGCAGGAUGACGAGCGGCAGGAGGAGAAGGCCUCGGCGCGCGCGGUGCGGGAGGCGACUGCCGCGCGGGCGGACGAGCACGACGACGGGGUGGGCCAGCGCAGCGGGGAGGGCGGGAUGCGAACGGCACGGGAGCUCCUCAAGUGCGGCCAGGGUCGCGAAGCAUUCACUCGGCAGGGCCCAAAGCAGGCGGCGGUUGACUUGCGCAGAGACGGAGACACUAGCGAGCACACAGACAACGGGUAUACAGGCGAUGGCCUCGAAGGGCCAGAUUCCUUGACAACGAGGCAAGCAGUGCUCAGCCGUUCAGAGAGCUGCACACCGUGUGCAGAGGCAAGUGCGAAAUCCUCGUUGGAGCCUGCAGGCUCCGCACUUGCUGAAGGAACGAACGAGCCAGCCACGUGGCAGGACAAAGAGGUCGACACGAAGUGGUCGCCCGAGGGGCAUGCCGGCGCCGGCGGUGCUGCCCCCUC